AUGGCGGCCCCUCCUCCCCAAUUUGAGCUCCUUGCCGUGAGGACGACCUGGCAGGAGUGCAAAUGCAUGAGGAUAGCCCUCGAGGCACCAAUGCGACCUCGUACAGAACCGGCCCUUGACGGCACUUCUGGUGCAAAGUCAAAAAUCGUGAUUCGGAAUCAUCUCAGUUGCAUAGCUGUUUUCAGAAAACGAAGCCAUGAUUCUUUCUCAGGGCAGAGCAAAACUGACUUGCUUUUCUUUUGCCAUCACAGGUUGCUGUACCUCCUGAGGCUUGGAAACAGAAUAAGAAUGGGAGAAGACCGGGUGGGAAAUCCCAGCGUCUGCCAUUAUUCUAAGCUCCCAUGCAUACGGGUGCCUUUAUCGGCUCAGGGCUCCCCCUUAAUGAAGGAUUUGAAAAGAGGCCAAAACCGCUACUUUUACAGCAUUAUGAGAAUAUAUGACAGCAAAGCGCCGAGGGAAAUGUUGUACCGACGGUAUGUGAUCAAUCUCCAGCGCCAGAACGUGCUGGGGCUCAUCACAAAGCAGCAAGUUGAGUAUUAUGCCUCCUACCUGAAAGAUUCACAAUCCUACAGAGGGUCAAGGCUGAGAACAGCACCCCCCUUGAAGGCAGACUACGGGAAGGCACAGCUGGGGCUCUGUAAUUAA
Elgaria multicarinata webbii is the source of this 645-nucleotide messenger RNA. It is a transcript of the gene FAM216B, whose product is annotated as family with sequence similarity 216 member B. The record is from RefSeq and is a predicted model, not a curated record. NCBI's taxonomy places the organism in Eukaryota, Metazoa, Chordata, Lepidosauria, Squamata, Anguidae.